UCCUAUCAACAAGGUCAGUGGUGUCCAGGUUUGUUGUUGGGUUGGAGGAACCAACAGACUAGGGUAUCUCUUCUGGCAGGGUUCUGGAAUUGGGAGAACAAUGUGGCCAAGACCUCAGCCUCCAGGAAGGGGUAGGUCCACGGGAGAUCAGGGAUCCCAGGGCGCUGACUUGAUUGAAAUGAGAAAGUGAAACCCCGGAAAGGUUGAAAAGCCCUCUUCCCUUUUCUUAAGUUGCUACCAAGCAGAGCGGAAAGUCCCAGACCCCGGCCCUCUCAAUCCUCCUGACAAGCAGGGCAAGGAACAGAAAGAAGGUUCUAAGCCUGUCCGGGGAGUCCAGAGUGAGCAGGACCCAUGGAGAAGUUCAAGGCGGUGCUAAACCUGCACCUGAAGCACCACAACGCGCUGGGCUAUGGCCUGGUGACCCUGCUGACGGCGGGCAUGGAGAAGAUCUUCUCGGCCGUGGUGUUCGAGUGCCCGUGCACCGCCGCCUGGAAUCUGCCGUACGGCCUGGUGUUCCUGCUGGUGCCCGCGCUGGCGCUCUUCAUCCUGGGCUACGCGCUGAGCGCGCGCACCUGGCGCCUGCUCACCGGCUGCUGCGCCUCGGGCGCCCGCUUGCGCUGCUGCUGUCGCUUGCGCAGCGCGCUGGUGUGCGCUCACAUCAGCUGGGCCGCGGCGCUCGCGCCCGUCACCUGGGUGGCCGUGGCGCUGCUCGGAGGCUCCUUCUACCAGUGCGCGGCCAGCGGGAGCGUGCACCUGGUGCGGCGCCUGUGCGCAGGCCGGGAUUCCAGCUGCGCUGCCCAGAUGCCGCUGGUUCCCUGCCAAAAGGCCGAGGCCAAGGUGCAGGACAUCCUGACCGAGCUCAAGGCUCAGUCGCAGGUGCUGGGCUGGAUCCUGAUAGCAGCGGUCAUCGUCUUCCUUACGGUUUUCACAUCUGUCAGCCGGUGCCUCUCCCCGGUUAGUUAUCAGCAGCUGAAAUUCUGGCGGAUCUAUUCGAAAAAGGAACGCGAGAUCCUGAAGAGUCAAGCCACAGAGCAUGCAACUGAAUUGGCAAAAGAGAACGUUAGAUGUUUCUUUGAGGGCUCGGAUCCCAAGGAAUGGAAUACACCAAGCAGGAAAGACUGGGAGCAAAUCUCGUUGCUGUAUACAUUCAAUCCAAAGGACCAGUUCUACAGCAUGCUGCACAAGUAUGUGAACCGAAAGGAGAAGAAUAACAGUCUCGGAUCUGCUGAGGGAGAUGCAGUGAUCCCUGUCCUCCACUUUGUAGAUGCCUCUGAUAUAAGCAACGGUCCUUAGUUUUGACCUUA
Molecule: messenger RNA, 1304 nt
Organism: Nannospalax galili (Upper Galilee mountains blind mole rat)
Lineage: Eukaryota; Metazoa; Chordata; Mammalia; Rodentia; Spalacidae
Gene: Calhm6
Product: calcium homeostasis modulator family member 6
Exons: 2
Coding region: 352-1293 (313 amino acids)
Molecular function (GO): monoatomic cation channel activity
Source: RefSeq, a predicted model, not a curated record